AUGUACGGACGGCCACCGCACUUCCGCCACGGUGGCGGUGGUGCGCCGCCACCUCUGCCGCAUCCACAGCAACCACCGUUCCAGCAGCCGCCACCAGGACAACAAUUUCCUUUCCAUAACUACCUCCAAAAUCCUAACAAUCUCCUUUACCAAAGUCCCAACCUACUGAUUUUUAACAAUCUCCUCAACAACAUCAAUAACGUUCCAAUUCAGCCACAAGACCCUAACUUUCACUUUCAAAAUGUUAACUUCCAAUCGCAAAAUCUCAACGCUCAACUCCCUCGGUUUCCGCAGCCUCAUCCACAGCGGCCUAAGGAGUCAAAGCCGCAGCCACAAGCGCAAGCUAAGGCUAUGCCGAUGAAGGUGAACAUUAACGAAGUUCUGGAGAGGUUAGAUAGAGCGGUAAUAAAAGCUCGCCAUGAUAUUUUAGCUUCUGGCGGUUAUGUUUCAGCUUGGAAGGUGUCGCAGGACGCUUUGUUAGCGUUGAAAGCGGAAUCGUGGGAGUCUUUAGGAUUUCAGAUGCAGCAAGUCCCCUCCCUCCAUCGCCUUAUGAGCAUUGAAGCGAAGAUAAACUCAUUCAUUCAUUGCUAUGUUGGGGUUAGAAAAGUUACUACUUUGUAUGAUUUGGAAUUGGCAAUUUGCAAGAACGAAGGGGUUGGCCUGUUUGAGGAGCUGGAAUUGGGUCCUUUGGUAAGACACCCACUUGUCGUUCAUUAUUUUUCUGUCAUUCCUGAUGUCAAGGAAGUUUUCAGAAUAACGAGUGAAGAUAUAAUAUCUUACCUUCAUGAGUAUUUGAAAACUCAUCAAGGUAAAGAAGUAAAAGUUGAAGCGUUAUUGGAUUUCGUUGCUGAGAAGCAAUCUAAGACGAGCAGGGAAAAGCUUAAUGUGCGUAUUCAGAGCUUGGGGUGGCACAUAACUCUUAUCCGGAAAGCAGUACAAUCAGAAAAUGCCACACUGAAGGAACAUGUUGAUGAGUUGAGAAAUAAAUAUGGUAUAAGGAUCAGGAAGCGUCCACUUUUGUCUUCAAAAAAAGGGGUGCUUGAUGACCGUUUCAAUGAAAUUUCACAGCGCAUGAAGUCAAUUUCCUCAAUGGAGAAAAUUUUUUGUGGAAAACAUGUAAGGUUUUCAUCUUCAAGUUCAGAUAAUGACAGUACAGAUGAUGACGAGGAGGACAACGAGGACAAAAAUGACAAUUAUACUGAAUUUGAAGACAACCUGCACUUGAAGAAUGUGAAGAGUGAUGCCAACUUCACAUCUCCAACGCUCGAAAAUUCAGAACGAGUUAGUAGGUGUCCUUAUCCUUCAGCAUCUGAAGAAAUGGCACGGCUUGGGUUAAAACCUGAUUUGGAAUGUUCUAUUGGGGAUGACACUGAGGAUGAAACAAAUAGCAUGAAGACUGUGCCGCUAACUAGAAAGAGAAAAUUCAGCAAAGGUAGCAGCAGUACUUUGUUACCUAGGAAAUUAACUAAAAGAGAGAAGGACAAGUCCAAUUUUCAUACAGGAGAUGAGAGAAAGAAAUCCGGCAGCAAGGACACAAGUGAUUCUUCUCUUGUCAAUGACUCUACAAGAAUGUUCAUUACAACAUGGAAGGAGACAUGCCAGAAUAACAGUCCAGAUGAGGUUCUAGAUAGGAUGCUGCACAUGUACAGCUCAAGGAAGAAGAAGAAGAUGCUGACAGCAUUGUUUUCUUCAUAUCCAUUUGCUGGAUUACUUGAUGUUGCUGUCAAAUCUAUCAAAUGUGGUAUGUGGGAUAGUAUAUAUGAUACUUUCCAAACUCUUGGUCAUCAAGGAGCAUUGAACAGUGUUUCUGAGAAACAAGUUGAUUGUAUAAGCAUAGAAGUUGAAUCAGAUGAAGAGGAUGCCCCAAUUUCUGCUGGAAAAUCUUCCAAGCAUGAAUGUGGUGUAACAGUUGAUGAUAUCAUAAAGAAAAUUUCUUCAUACUUUGAUUUUGAUGGUGAUGUCUCUGGCUAUGCAAAUCCUACUAAGCAAAUGAGACUUUCCAUUUUGAGGAAGCUUUACAAGUGUGAGUCUUGGCUAGUUGAACAGUUGUCUGUUGAAGAAUUUGAAUGUUUUGGUUUUGGAGAUUUUAUAAUGUUCUUGGAGAGAUAUUUGCACCUAUUACCUGAUGCAAUGCAGAAGUUUUUUAUUGGGCACAAGUACGAGAAUCUUCCUUUCGAGCCUUGCAUGCUUCAGCUUCAGUUGGAUGUACUAAUGUCACAAGCUUCAAACAGCAUUUGGAAAAAUGAAAAGGUAAGCAAGAUAAUGGUAUCGGGGCUGUUGAGUGCGCAAUUCCCUUCAGUCUGCUUCAAAUCAGUGGAAAAUGAUUCUUUACUAGAUCUUGGGGAUAUAUUACGGGAAAAUGAAGGUAAUGUUACUGCUAAAUGUGUCCUAUUUUCUGCGACUUUGUUAAAAAGGCAUAGUGUUGGAGCUUCCAGUGCUCUAAAUGAGAAUUUGCUGGAUUCUGGUGGAUCUCAGCUUGAUAUUGGGCAUAAUGCUGGAAGCCUUGGCUUGGUCACUACUAAGGAUGCCAUUGAAUUCUUACUUAGGGCUCCUAUGCUGACAGAUCUACAUAUCUGGGCGCAUUGGGAUACCAACUAUGCUCCUUCACUUGGUUCUCUUGUGACGUGGUUGUUGAAGGAGGUUAAUGCUAGGGAAUUAUUGUGUUUAGUAAGCAAGGGUGGCAAAGUCAUGCGACUUGAUCAUACAGCUACUAUUGAGUCCUUUUUAGAUGUUUUACUUGAAGGAUCCUGCUUUGGAACAGCAGUGACACUGCUGUCUCUACUAGCUUUAUAUGGUGGUGAAGGAAAUGUUCCUUUAUCUCUCCUAAAGUGUCAUGCACAAAAAGCUUUUGAAGUAAUAAUCAACAAUUCGAUGGGAAAGGAAUUCCAUGGGGAUCAGGGUUGCCUUGUGCAGGGAGAGUCCAUGCCUGGACAUGAUGUUUUUGAACAAAGAACGUCAAGGAAUUUAGGUGACGAGUUAUACAGAGAUAGGAAUAGAGUUAAUGAAGUGGUUCAGGUUAUUUCAGGGCUUAUUCUGGAUUGUCUGGGUUACCUACCUGCUGAAUUCUGGAGUUUUGCUGCUACCGUGUUGUUUGCUGGAUUGCACAAUUUGGUCAAAGAUGCUCCUUCAGCCAUCCUCACUGCGUGCAAGAAUGUAGAGCAACGUGUCAUGCUUCAUGAAGUUGGAUUAUCACUUGGGAUAUUGGAAUGGAUUGAUGAUUAUCAUCAGUUUUCAUCCUCUGCAUUGACUAACUCAAUGUGCACCUUGGAUUCUUCCUGCUCAAAAGAUGCAAGUUAUGAAUGUAACAGGGGUACAUUAUUUCUGCGGAGCAGACUUAAGGAUUGUCUUCCUUCUUUAGGUGGUAUGGAAGUCCCUAUCAAAUCAGACCAGAAUAAUGAUCAUCAAGAAGUUAACUCCAUAGAGCAAGUUGCUGAUGUUUCUGUCCAGCUUUCACCUGAUGAUACUGCACCUAGAUUAUGCAAACUAGAUUGCAUUCACGAUCCACUUGGAGUUAUUGACUCCAUUAGGAGAGAUGAAUUUGGUCUAGAUCCGAGUCUUUCGACUACAGAAAGUAGAAUGUUAAUGAAGCAACAUGCUCGCUUAGGGAGGGCACUCCAUUGUCUUUCUCAUGAAUUGUAUUCCCAGGAUUCACAUUUUCUUCUGGAGCUGGUCCAGAAUGCUGAUGAUAAUAUCUACCCAGAAAACGUGGAACCCUCUCUUACAUUCAUUGUUCAGGAAAAAGGCAUUGUAGUCCUUAAUAACGAGAUGGGGUUCUCUGCCGAAAACGUCCGAGCUCUUUGUGAUGUUGGAAAUUCAACAAAAAGGGGAUGCAGUACUGGUUAUAUUGGAAAGAAAGGCAUUGGCUUCAAAUCAGUGUUUCGGGUCACUGAUGCUCCUGAAAUACAUUCCAAUGGUUUUCAUAUAAAGUUUGACAUAACUGAGGGCCAGAUUGGUUUUGUUUUGCCAACUGUAGUUCCUCCUUGUGAUAUUGAAUCAUAUAGCAGACUGUUAUCGACGAAUACUGAUGAUAUGGAUUGUAACUCUUGGAGAACUUGCAUUGUGCUUCCCUUCAAAGCAACUCUUUCUCAAGGUCUCGCAAUGAACAUCAUAUCAAUGUUUUCAGAUCUUCAUCCAUCUUUGUUGCUCUUUCUUCAUCGUCUUCAAUGCAUCAAAUUAAGGAACAUGCUUGAUAAUUCUUUAACUGUUAUGAGAAAAGAAGUGACUGGAGAUGGUAUUGUUAAGGUGUCCAUGGGGAAAGAGAAAAUGGUCUGGCUUGUAGCAUCUCAGAAAUUGCAAGCUGACAACAUUCGUCAUGAUGUCAAUGAAACAGAGAUCUCCAUAGCAUUUUCAUUGGAAGAAGCAAAUGAUGGGGAAUACAUUCCACAACUGCACCAACAGCCUGUUUUUUCAUUUCUUCCUCUGAGAACUUAUGGCUUAAAAUUUAUUGUUCAAGGUGAUUUUGUCUUGCCUUCAUCUAGGGAAGAAGUUGAUGGAGAUAGCCCUUGGAACCAGUGGUUACUGUCUGAGAUUCCUGAGUUGUUUGUUACGGCACAGAAAUCCUUUUGUGAUCUUUCAUGUUUCAGGGAGAAUGCUGCAAAAGCUGUUACAGCUUUUAUGAGCUUUGUUCCCUUUGUUGGAGAAGUGCAAGGAUUUUUUUCCAGUCUUCCUCGGUUGAUAAUUUCCAAAUUACGCAUGUCAAACUGCCUACUUCUGGAAGCUGAUAAGAUUGAGUGGGUUCCUCCGUGCAAAGUUUUGAGAAACUGGAAUGAACAAGCUCGUGUGCUUCUGCCUAAUUGGUUGCUUCACAAGCACCUUGGCCUUGGGUUCCUCAAGAAGGAUAUAAUUUUGUCAGAUUCACUGGCAAGGGCAUUGGGUAUAGAGGAGUAUGGGCCAAAAACCGUGUUUCACGUUAUGUCAUCUUUGUCUCGAUCUAAGAAUGGUCUAAAGGAUAUGGGCUUGGGAUGGUUAUCUUCCUGGAUAAAUGAAGUUUAUCUGAUGUCCCUCAAUUCUGGGACUGAAUCUGAUCUGAUUUUAAGUCUUCGAAAAGUUCCAUUUAUACCUCUUUCAGAUGGCAAAUAUUGCUUUGUUGACAGAGGUACAAUUUGGUUGCACUGCGACACCAUUGGGGUUGGUAAUGAGUAUGAUUUCAAAGCGUUUCCAAAACUCUAUUCUAAACUUCGAAUUGUGAAUCCAGCACUCUUUUCUGCAGCAGUAGCUGCUGACAAAUCAUGCUUGGAUGCAUCUAUUGUAGAGAACGUCACUAGGCUGCUUAUCAAAGUUGGUGUCCAGCGAUUAUCUGCACAUGAAAUUGUGAAAAUGCACAUCCUACCAUCUAUCUCUGAUGAUAGAAAUAUUUCCAGGGAUAAGGAUUUGCUGACAGAUUACCUUGCGUUUAUACUGCUCCAUAUGCAAUCAAGUUGCCCAAGCUGUUGCCUUGAAAGGGAUUGGAUUAUGUCGCAUCUGCGGACUGAAGCUCUAGUUUUAACAAAUUAUGGCUAUAAACGACUUAAUGAAGUGCCAAUACAUUUUAGCAGAGAAUUCAGAAAUCCAAUUGACAUGAAUAAGUUAAUUAAUGGUAUCGAUAUGAUAUGGCACGAGCUUGACAGCAUCUACCUGGAACAUCCAAUCACGAAAUCAGUUCCUGAUGGAAUAUUGAAGUGGAGAAAUUUUUUCCAGGAAUUAGGCAUCACGGACUUUGUUCAAAUAGUACAAGUUGAAAAACCUAUUGCAAAUGUAACCUUGACUUCCAUGGGGCCAACUGUAAAAGACUGGGAAUCUUGGGAGUUGGGUCAUCUGUUAUCACGAUUUUCUUCCAGAGGUGACCGUGAGAAGUGCAAGUACCUGCUGGAGAUUAUUGAUACACUAUGGGAUGAUUAUUUUAGUGACAAAGUUACUAGUUGCUGCAUGGUUACUUCUUGUGAAGCAGGCAAGCCUUUUGAGUCAUCAAUUAUUAGCAUGCUUCAAAAUGCUAAGUGGAUGGUCUCAAUUAUGGAUGAUGACCUUCACUAUCCUAGAGAUUUAUUCCUUGAUUGUGAAGCGGUGCGAUCUAUUAUUGGUGCCACUGCUCCAUAUGCUGUUCCAAAGGUGAGAAGUCAAAAGCUGCUAGAUACCCUCCGUUUAAAAUCUCAAGUUAGAAUUGACGACAUAAUGUCACUUCUUAAAGUCUGGAGGACAGCAGCACCCUUCAAAACAAGCAAAGCACAGAUGUCAAGAUUGUACACAUUCAUUUGGGGCGAAAUGGCUAAAUCAAAGCCAAAAAUUGUGGAGGAAUUAUCUUCUGGGCCUUUCAUAUUUUUCCCCCACGUAUCUGGUUUCUCGCUUGAAGAUGUUGUCACUGGUGUAUUUUUGUCUCCUAAAGAAGUAUGUUGGCAUGAUACAACUGGUUCCAUGGACCAAAUGAAGUUGGUGCAUCCAAAAUUUGCCCUAGACGUGAUUAGUCUUCCCUGCAUCAAAAUGUUAAGCAGAGUUUAUCCGGCCCUUCACGACUUCUUCGUAAAUGAAUGCGGAGUAGAAGAACUCCCUCCUAUUAAUGGUUAUCUUCAGAUUUUGAUAGAGUUGUCAACUGUUGCUUUGCCUUCACAGGUUGCUAGGACUGUUUUCAAUGUUUUUUCGGAGUGGGCUGAUAGAUUGAGUUGUGGAUUGUUGAGUAAUGAAGAUGUGGAAUACUUAAGAGGGAGAUUUCUGGAAAAAGAAUGUGCAGUGUUUCCCACAGCACAAGAUAAAUGGGUUUCACUACACCCAUCAUUUGGUCUCAUAUGCUGGUCAGAUGAUGACGAGUUAAGAAAGGAAUUUAAAUAUCUUGAUGGUAUUGACGUGCUUAGCUUUGGGAAUCUCAUGGAUGAAGAGACAGAAUUGCUUCAGACUAAGGUUGCAAACCUCAUGAGAAUGCUGGGGAUACCUGCCCUUUCAGCUGUUGUGAGUCGUGAAGCCAUCUAUUAUGGUCCUACAGACUCUAGCUUGAAAGCAUCUCUUAUUAAUUGGGUUCUUCCUUAUGCUCAGCGAUACAUUUACUAUGUGCAUCCUGAUAAGUAUCUUCAGCUCAAGAAUUGUGGAUUUGAGAAUCUGAGAUGCCUGCAGAUUGUUGUAGUGGAAAAGCUGUUCUAUAGAAAUGUUGUUAAGAGACAUGAAGUUGUUUCUAAGAAACGCUUUGAGUGCACUUGUCUUCUACAGGACAAUAUCUUGUAUGCCACUCCAGAAUCAGAUUCUCACUCAAUUUUCAUGGAACUUUCACGUGUAUUAUUUGAGGAUGCUCCUCAACUGCAUUUGGCAAACUUCCUUCACAUGAUCACAACCAUGGCAGAAGCAGGUUCCUCUGAGGAGCAGACAGAAUUUUUCAUUUUAAACAGCCAGAAGGUUCCAAAACUACCUGAAGGAGAAACUAUCUGGUCUCUGUCUUCUCUAUCGGGAAUAGUGAACGAUGAAUUGCAUACCAGUAGUACUGUUUCCGCAUUAGUUGACAAGUCGAACACACACACAAAUAAGAGGAAGCUUGACAUCAAUUCAAAUUGGCCACCAGUUGGUUGGAAAACUGCCCCCAGUUUUAAUUUUGCUUGUAUAAAUGCUUUGAAGACACAAGCAGGUGAUAGCCUUCCAAUCAGGGAGGUUGAGGAUGCAGAAGAAAUUACCAUACAGACAGGUCAGAUGGCUCUAGCUAAUUUGAAUUCUGAUUUGGCUUUUCAAGGUGGCCAAUCUUCUAUUUUACCAGCAGUAAACUUGCAAUUUCAAGAUGGCCCCUCAUCUACUACACCCGAAGUAUGUUUACAAUUUCAAGAUGGCCCAUCAUCUACAGCACCAGAAGCAUGCAUACAAAAUCAAGAUGCCCCAUCAGGUACUACACCAGGAGCAUGUUUACAAAAUUCUGUAAUUCCAGAAGACCAAUCUGAUCAUGCAAGCAUUAUGGCUGCUUGUAGUUCAGCUAAGAUAUUUGAUUCUGUUGAUGCUGCGAAUGCAGCUGAUGGCUCUCAUUUUGCUUUUUCUGAUACUGGUCUGAGAAAUCAACUAUCCUGGGGCAAUGCUGGUGCACAGGCAGCAUUAACAGGAAAACUGGGAGAGUUUGUAGCUUUCAAAUAUUUUGCAACAAGAGUUGGUGAGCGAUCUGUUAAAUGGGUAAAUGAAGCCAGUGAGACUGGGCUACCCUAUGACCUCCUCGUUGGAAAUGAGGAAAAUGGCUGGGAAUACGUUGAAGUUAAAGCAACCAAAUCCAGAUCUGCAACAAGGGACCUGGCUUUCAUAUCUGUGAGAGAGUGGCAAUUUGCAUUUGAGAAAGGUGAAUCUUUUAGUAUUGCACAUGUCAUUCUCCUGGAUGACAACACAGCAAGGGUCACAACAUAUAAAAAUCCAGUAAAACUGUGUCAGCUUGGUAAGCUGCGGUUAGCCGUUUUCAUGCCAAGACAGCCGGAGUUGUCCAAUCUCUACUAAAGCUGCUACCCUUUUAUUUGAACUUACGGGGUUAUUUUUCUACGUGCUGGUUGCUAGUCUUCGCAACAGCACAGUGUCUGAUUUAAACGGCGGAAGGUGCCAGAACUUCCUGAUGGAGAGAAUCCAUCUGGUCUCUCUCUUUCAGUAACUGAGAAUGACAAAUUGCACACUAAGAAUUCUUUCACUGUGACGGAUGAGUCGAAUGCUUUUAAAUCUGAGAGGAGGCAUGGCAUCAACUCAAGCUGGCAACCCCUAGAUGACAAAACUGCUUCUGGUUUUAAUUUGCCUGUGCAAAUCAACUGCAGACAAAAUCAAGUAGCUGCCAUCAGAUCAGGGGCACUGAGGAUGUAAAAGAGUUAAAUACAUGGACGGGGCCCACGGGGUGCAUAUCAUUGAAUCCAAGUUGGAAUGUAACUCAAACUAGGAAGAUAGCUGAGCAUCUAUGUCACAGACAGUCCGUUGACAUGGUACUGAAAUUUCUAAAGAUCAGUAUAACCAACCGAGCAAGAAGGCUCAAUCAAGAGGAGAUUAUUUGGAUGAUUUAUUUAGAUAAUUAUUGUAGUAUUUUUUAUGAUAUGAUGUA
This is a messenger RNA of Coffea eugenioides, 9001 nucleotides long. RefSeq lists its product as uncharacterized. The coding region runs from base 1 to 8418 and encodes 2805 amino acids. Gene Ontology annotation, cellular component: nucleus. The transcript is spliced from 13 exons. The record is from RefSeq and is a predicted model, not a curated record. Lineage: Eukaryota; Viridiplantae; Streptophyta; Magnoliopsida; Gentianales; Rubiaceae. Gene Ontology annotation, biological process: leaf vascular tissue pattern formation; root development; embryo development ending in seed dormancy.